AUGCCACCCCGGCUCAAUUUAUUCGCUGCCAGUCGGGCCGCUGCUGCGCUUCGACCCUCGCCUGUCUCUGUCACAUCGCGUAACGUCGCUUUACCGCUUCGAUUCUGCGCGGCGCAAUCCACCCCAAUUCAGAAAAGAUGGAAUUCCUCGAACGACGGCUCGAGAAACAUCCAGCCUGAUGAACAGGAGUUUCCUACCCAGGACCCCCUGCCUUCUGUGAGCGAAGAAGCCGCAGAGGUUUCCAACAUCAUGCAGAAGGAGAAGAGCUGCGAUGGAACACCGUCAUCACCGGAGUUGGAACAGGGUACUCCGGUCGCGGAGGUCCUCCAGCGCGAUGAGAAGGCCAUGAAGCACAUGCCCAAGGUCAUGCAGGAGCAGUUCAAGCACAGCAAGGGCUCUCGGUCUUUCUCGACUUCAGCUCGUGGCAGUUUGCCUGAUGUGCACAGUGUUGAGCCAAUCGAUGCGUCUGCUGCUUUGCUUGCCAACAUGAUCAAGGAAGUGGAUUCCCAGGCCAUCGGCCAGGUCCAGCAGAUCGAGGAAGAGAACGCUGGUCUGAAGUUCAACGUGCCAGAGGGCAAGACUUUGAACUUCCGCAAGCGUUACGAUUCCUUGCAGGACCAAUUUACCAAGAUGCUUAUGCAGGAUGGCAAGCUGGCUAAGGCCCAAAAGAACAUGUCCAUCAUUCUCGAUCACCUCCGCACCGCUCCCCCCCGAACCUCAACCACCAUCAAGGGUAUUGCCGGAGGUGGUACUGCUCUCCAGAUCCCCUCUCCACUGACCCUUCGUCAGCGUCGCCGUGCUGCUAUCAAAUGGAUUAUUGAUUCUUCUGCAAAGCGGCGGGAUGCUCAAUUGGCACACCGUGUCGCCAAUGAACUGGUGGCUGUUGCGGAAGGCCGCAGUGGUGUGUGGGAGCGGAGAGAUCAGCAGCACAAGAUCGUGGCUCCUCGCACGAGCCUCGACUCUUUCGAACUUGACGACCUCAACGACGUCAACUAUAUCCCCGGGGCCAGCUCAAUCCAGCCAGCUCCAGAUCACGCACAGAACUUUGGAAGCUCCCAGCGCCAAUUCGUUCCAGCUCCGAAUGCACAGUACUUAGUGGGCUUACCAUCUGGAUCGUACACAGACUGGGAGAAAGCACAUCCGUCCGAACAACGGCUUCGGGGCUCCCGCUCCACUCGACUGAGGUUUUGGACGGAGGCCCUUGAACGCCGAGCGCAUGCAGCAAGACACAAUCAGAUUGAUCGUGAUCCCGAAGAUACCGCCAAUAUGAAGUUUUCGCAUAGCAUUCAGUUUAAUGCGGUACCGGAUUGGAGCAGUCAUUACAUCGCGUACAGCAAUCUUAAGAAAAUAAUCUAUACCCUCGAGAAGGAAGUUACUCGACCCGAAGCACCAGAUGGCCCAGAUGUCGAAUCCUCUCCACUCCUGGGCUCCCAGAUAAUCAACCCGGAUGGCUACUUCAAACGGGCUCUGGACGCAGAAUUGGACAAAGUCUGUUCAUUCUACCAACAGAAGCAAGCGGAAAUAUUUGAGGCGGCGGAUGACUUGAUGCAGGAAGCAUCGAUCUAUUUGUCAGACACUGAUGGUGUUAACAUGGAUCCUGUUAGCGAGACUGUCAUCAGAGCCCGGAACUUGAACACAAAUGGCCGUCGGGCUAGCAGUACCUACCCUGACUUUACACAACGACGACGAAGACAUAGUGCCACAAGUGACGAUGACGGUGAUAGCGACGAAGAACAAUCAUCCGCUGCGGGAGCUCUGCGAAACAGGACGAUUACAUCGACAGACGGAUAUUCCACCGAAGAUGUGCACCAAACGGAUAUGAUGGACUCAAACUACGGCAUGAGCAGCAGCCGAGGCUUUCUGGAUUCCAAUUAUGGUGAUCAGAACUUCGCGGCCCUCUAUAAUGCUGGCGUUUCGUUGAAAAAGCGUCUUGUUGAGAACUAUGUGUCUCUGUGCGAACUGAGAUCAUUCAUUGAGCUGAACAAGACUGGAUUCUCCAAGGCAUUGAAGAAAUACGAUAAAACCCUGUUCCGUAACCUGCGGAAGGACUACCUCAACACGGUCGUCAACUCGGCGACCCCAUUCACCGAGAGCACUAUGGCGGCAGUGGACUCCUAUAUUGAUAAAAUCGAAGGCACUUAUGCCGAUGUUAUCACCAAAGGAAAUCGUUCUCUCGCGAGCCGGGAAUUGCGACUUCAUCUCCGUGAACACGUCGUCUGGGAGCGAAACACGGUCUGGCGAGAAAUGAUUGAGAUCGAACGUCGUGCCCAGGCGGCAAACGUUGGCAUUCGCCAAACUCUCCUAGGAGGUGACGAAGAUCCUGCCACCGCAAGACGCCAGGGCGACAAACAAGAAAUCCGUACCGUGGAUAUUCGCACGCCCCUCGGUCGGAUACCCUUUCCGCUAUGGCUUUGCAGCUUGAGUUUCGGCACACUGACAAUUAGUGUUGCGAUUUUUGCUGCUCUUCUUUCGGUCCAAUUGAUGGAGACCCCUGAGCAGCAAAAUUGUCUUGCGAUGCUGACUCUAGUCAGUAUAUUAUGGGCUACCGAGGCGAUCCCACUUUUCGUGACAUCGCUUUUGAUUCCCUUCCUUGUUGUGGUGCUGGGCAUCAUGCGAUCGGAAGACAAGCCCCACAAGCGACUCGGUCCUAAAGAAGCCACGAGUGUGGUAUUUGCAUCGAUGUGGACUCCGGUGAUUAUGCUUUUACUGGGUGGCUUCACAAUUGCUGCGGCGCUUUCCAAGUAUGAUAUCGCUCGGCGUAUGGCGAUGUUUGUGCUCAGCAAGGCUGGUUCGAAACCCAAUGUUGUGUUAUUAACCAACAUGUUUGUCAGUAUGUUUUUGAGCAUGUGGAUCAGCAACGUUGCCUCUCCGGUGCUUUGUUAUUCGAUCAUCCAACCCGUCCUGCGAAAGUUGUCCCCGGACUCAGACUUUGCGAAAGCUCUCGUCCUCGGAAUUGCUCUUGCAGCCAACGUUGGUGGAGCAGCGUCUCCAAUUGCAUCCCCACAGAACAUCAUCGCCCUGCAAAACAUGUACCCGAGCAUUAGCUGGGGCACUUGGUUUUUCAUCUCCCUGCCCGUUUGCAUUGCUUCCAUCUUGCUGAUCUGGGUUCUUCUCGUGGUGACUUUCCGCCCUGCUCGAGAGAAGACCGAUAUUGGAAUGCGCCCUGUGAAAGAUCCUUUUACCGGCGUCCAGUAUUUUAUCAGCGUCGUAACGCUCGGGACCAUCGCGCUGUGGUGUGUUAGCCACCAACUCGAACAUAUUUUCGGAGACAUGGGUGUCAUCGCGAUCAUCCCUCUUGUUUUGUUCUUCGGAACCGGCAUUCUGAACAAAGAAGACUUCAACAACUUUCUGUGGACUAUCAUCAUCCUUGCUGCCGGUGGCCUUUGCCUGGGCAAGGCCGUCACGUCAUCCGGUUUACUGCAUACCAUUGCGGGCAAUAUCACCACCCGUGUCGAACAUCUGAGCCUUUACAGUGUGCUCCUUGUUUUCUCUGCUUUAAUCCUUGUCAUCGCCACCUUCAUCUCGCACACAGUCGCCGCCUUGAUUAUCCUACCACUCGUCCGCCAAAUUGGUGUUGGCAUGGAGAACCCUCACCCGAAUUUGCUGGUCAUGGCCAGUGCUUUGAUGUGUUCCGUGGCUAUGGGGUUGCCCACCAGCGGAUUCCCUAAUAUGACUGCUAUCAUGACCGAAGUGCCCCAGACUGGGCAGCGUUAUCUUCAAGUUCGCCACUUCAUUACUCGGGGUGUUCCGUCCAGUUUGCUCUGUUUUGGAGUUAUCGUGACCAUCGGCUAUGCACUCAUGUACAUUGCGUCCUUGUAA
Molecule: messenger RNA, 3819 nt
Organism: Penicillium chermesinum
Lineage: Eukaryota; Fungi; Ascomycota; Eurotiomycetes; Eurotiales; Aspergillaceae
Product: putative plasma membrane phosphate transporter Pho87
Exons: 7
Coding region: 1-3819 (1272 amino acids)
Biological process (GO): monoatomic anion transmembrane transport; polyphosphate metabolic process; phosphate ion transport
Cellular component (GO): membrane
Molecular function (GO): phosphate transmembrane transporter activity
Source: RefSeq, a predicted model, not a curated record